Molecule: messenger RNA, 1054 nt
Organism: Melitaea cinxia (Glanville fritillary)
Lineage: Eukaryota; Metazoa; Arthropoda; Insecta; Lepidoptera; Nymphalidae
Gene: Obp69a
Product: general odorant-binding protein 69a
Exons: 1
Coding region: 26-430 (134 amino acids)
Biological process (GO): olfactory behavior; sensory perception of smell
Cellular component (GO): extracellular region
Molecular function (GO): dibutyl phthalate binding; odorant binding
Source: RefSeq, a predicted model, not a curated record
ACACGAGAACAUCCACUUCGUUACGAUGGAAGGAUACUUCGGGCUGUGCGUUGUACUGAUGAGCCUAACGGUAAGGACACUGGCGUUAGACGGAGAGAUGGCAGAGCUCGCAAAGAUGCUGAGAGACAACUGCGUCGACGAGACCGGUGUGGAUGUGGCUCUGAUCGACAAGGUUAACGCGGGCGCGGAUUUGAUGGGCGAUGGGAAGCUCAAGUGCUACAUCAAGUGUGUGAUGGAGACGGCGGGCAUGAUGUCCGAGGGCGCGGUGGACGUGGAGGCGGUGAUCGCCGUCCUUCCUCCCGAGCUGCUCAAACACGCGGACCAGUUGCGCACGUGCGGGACACAGAAGGGCUCCGACGACUGCGACACGGCCUUCCUCACGCAGUCCUGCUGGCAAAAGGCCAGCAAGUCCGACUACAUCCUCAUAUAGAGUUACCGCGUGAACAACUACGUUCUUAUUUAUAUUAUUAACUUUAAGGGCCUCUUUCAGUUGUGGAUAACGCUGUUUGACAGAUGACGCUGAUUAUCACUAUCGAAUUCCAGUAUAUCAAUGGCAUAGUUCUAUUCGCAAUUGUGAAUCUAAAAGUUGCAGUUUCUUAAUUGAAGCAAAACAUGUCCUAAUGGCAUAUUCCCGCUCUUGCUGUUGAAAGUCUAUUUUUUUUUUUAUUUAACUUUAUCCACAAGGGGUGAAACAGGCGCUAACUAACUGGCCUUCUAGAAAUUACUGUUGUCGAUAAUCAGUUAAUCUAAAACUACUGAUGGCUGUUUCUUUACCAUUAAUCGUGGAGGGUUGCAUACGGUGUAAGUUGUACAAGUUGUAAUACAAUGUGCACAGAUCACAAUUAAAGUUUUUUAGCAAAAUAUUUUUAUCGCAAACAAUAAACAGUAUGUUAUUUACGUAUUUACAGGAUCCUUUAUCUGUUCAUCUCCAUGUGGUCCAUUAUCGUGUAAUGAAUUGUUUCUAACAUUGUAAUGCAUCACAAUGCUAGGAAAAAUUCAUUCGUCUCCCCGCAGAGACAAUGUUUAAAAACAAAUAAACUACUUUCUUGAUUUA